AUGGAGUUAGGGCAGUUUGUGCAAUACAUGGUAGAUAUGGACAUGGAGGCCCUGGGUUCGAACUGUGCGAAUGUGUAUUAUAAGCACCCGCAGGAUCCAAAUGGUGUGGAGAGACUAGUCACACGCGCGGGAGACAGAAUUAUGUGCAAGCUGAUGUCUGGGGCAUUAUUCUUUCUAUACCAAAGCAACGCAACCGCAAAAAUCCAAGGAAUAGACCACACAAAUGAUGAAACGUUGAGGGAGUACGUAAGAUGUGCCAUACUGAAUAUGUUUGCAAAGUUUUUAAAGCAGUCAGCGUGUGACGGAAAAUGGGGUUUAUGGUACGCAUGGUACACAGUGGAAAGGGAAAUGGACGAAUCCAUGGGAGGAGUAAUGAAAAGGGUGAAUUGUGCAAAUGAAGUAUAUCAAAAUAUUCAAGCUGCAGGAUGGUCUAUGGAACAGAAAAUUGCAACAUGGUUAAGUACGGACCACAAACUAAAGGACAGAUUGGGCAAAGCAGGUGUAAGCAAUAUCUGUAAAUGGGAACUGGAUAAGGACGGGCACAUCAAAGGCCGAAAGGGUACGGCACAUGUAGACAAUACGACGCACAUGAUAGCCACAAACGUAACGAAGCCAUUGACGGAAGGUAUAAAGGAAAUUUUGGUGGACAUUAAGAAGGAAGUUAAGGAGACCAUACAACGCGGGCUGCAUACUCAACAGGCCCCGGGAGUACAAGGGGUACAGACACCGUCGCCAUCACCACCAGGUAGGUCAGAUCACGGUAGUGGGGAAUCGUCCGGGUCCGCCCCUGCAAUAUCAGGAGCUAAUGAGCCGGCAACCACACCAUCCAAGGUACCGACAGGUGCAGGAGGAGCCUCGGCCGCUAAGCCGGCCCCAAAAGGAACAGGCACGCAAGGACCAGGAGCUGGACAACAACCCCCAUCACCACCACCACAACAGCCAGAAAACACAAGUACGAGCAAUACAGGCGCUGCGGCACCUGACACAGGCACUGGAAGCACGACACCUGAUAAAGGUAAGGAAGGAGUACUUUGCAAUGAGGACAAGGACGAAUCCAGCAUAAGGGGCCCGAAGCCAACAGUACAGGCCGAUCCUAUUGACUAUAACCUUCGGGGCCACGGAAGUGUUACUAUGGUUAUUGUUACCCCGGAGCUCCCUAAGAAGUGCCCCGGCAAUGGUAGUGAGACAAAGGUUGAUUCCACGGAAAGUGCAACUAAGGCUAAGGGGCCACAGCCACCUCCGCAGAAAUCGGAUAUUAGUGUUCAGGACAAUACCAGAGAGAAGGGUGCUUCAGUGAGUACUAAACAGGAGAAUAAACCAGUUGAUGAUACUGGUAAGGAUGGAAGCACAGAUCCUGCUUCAACAUCCCCCGAGGAAAAGAGCGGGCACAGUGCGAAUCCGGCUGGUGGCGAAACAGGUUCCACUGCACAUGACACGGACGGCUUGGGAUCAGUACACAACAGUAGCAACUUAUGGGCAAUAGGAUCAGUACCCUCCGGUGAUAACAAGGCUGAUGGCAAAGGUGGUGGACCACCAGGCUUGGAAGAAUACGGCUCUGGCAUAAAGUGCAACGACAACCCUUCAGACAAGAGGUGUGACCCCCAAUUCUCAAUAACAUUCAAACCGGAUGCAACUAGUCUGGGGGGAGGAUAUGGGACCUGGACACCGCGCGAUGGAUUAAAUGGGCAACCAGCACAAUCAGGUAAUGUACCUGGUCCACAGGAUAAAAUCCCAGGUGAAACUACAGAUGGUAGCGGCCCGUAUCCUCCUGACCUAACCGCCGACAUCCUGACCGCCACUACUCCCGUGCUGUUUUUUCUCGCUUCCGUCAUCGUUGCCCUUCUUGGUUAUUCCCUUUGGAAGUACUUUGCCUUCCUCGGAAAAAAACGACGACGCACAUAUCGAACCGUUCGUGACGUGCCGUCACCGCCACUCCACGAAGACAUAUUGCAACAUCUACAACGCGGCGAACUGCCGCCACCCGAUUACGGGUACACGAUGGUUAGGGCUACGCGGGCUGCGUCAACAUCCGAACGCCGCGGACAACGUCCACCACGCGUGAAUCGCCGCACCAUCCUCGAGCUACAUCUAGAAGUGCUCAACGAAUGUGAAGCGACCGAAUGGGAACACGUCAAAGAGCACUAUUUGCAGAUUGUCGUGGAGGAGUUUGCAAAUAACUUGAUGCGGGACGACCACAGGAAUAACACUAUCUUGGAUGUUCCUAACUCGCACGCCGCUUUAGCAACCCACGAUGCGACAACCCGGAAUCCACCCACGGACAUCGACGCAACAAAUCCAUUACCACCGAAUGAAGACGACCCCGAUGCAUGGAGUUGUAUGGAAACCAUACAGUUCGCAACGGCCCGUUCUCCACCUAACGAAGAUGACCCCGACCCAUGGAGUUGUAUGGAAACUAUACAGUUCGAUGCACCACAGAGUCGUGCUCAUUCCAACCCCGAGCACGCGACCCCCGACCACACUAAUUGGAUUAACUGGAUUCACCGCAACACGCAUCUAUUGCGGGCGUGCACGGGGAAAACGUGGUUUAAUGCCCUCAAAACGGAAUGGAAACAAUACCUGCGCGAGCACAUGGUGGCAAACGAGGAUAACGCAGUAUACGGGCACCGUCAAUUCGGUCAGCGUGGCAAUAUCCCAUCCGUAGAGAUGAAGAAAGAUGCCUGGAACGAGUGGGUCGAACAGCAACAUCGGCAAAUGAGUGUACAUAGCGACGAGGCGUGGUUCCAACAUUUGUUGCAUACUGCACAGGAGGAGACAGAAUCGCAAAACGGCCAAGCACCUAUAGUGGACAAAGAGUUAGAAGUGGAACAAGUAAUGGCAGCAGCACAUGUGCUACGAGUGCGAGAUUUACCGCGCUCGCAACCACCCCAUGAGCAAUACUACCAGCAGAAACACUUAAUUGCCAAAUUGUGGAUGCUCCUCCUCGCGUCCGUAAUCGAAGAAUGCGAGGUCGAGAGAAGUGUGCAGGAUAGGGAGUUAUAUGUAGAUGAACUAUUGCAGCAACUGUGA
Messenger RNA from Plasmodium fragile, 3027 nucleotides. RefSeq lists its product as uncharacterized. Bases 1 to 3027 code for a protein of 1008 amino acids. The transcript is spliced from 4 exons. The record is from RefSeq and is a predicted model, not a curated record. Lineage: Eukaryota; Apicomplexa; Aconoidasida; Haemosporida; Plasmodiidae.